AUGAUUAAUGCCACAGAUAAUGGAGACCUAUGCACCCAGUGCGCUGACACCGACUUUAAACGCCUCUCCAAGCUGAAUUACCCCGAAAGUGCUUUUGUAAGGCGCCUCGGGUCAAUUGAGACACUGAAAGCCUCCAAUUGUCGAUUAUGCCGCUUUUUCGCCACCUUUGCACCGCGCAGUGCGCCAGCCGGACUGGCAUUCGAGGAUUUCGACCUGCGAGUUUUCAACACGAAUUGGGUCUUUACGGGCUCGUCCCGUGAGCCAGCAAGGAGAAACCUGAUUGGUGUUGUACCCUCUAAUUGGGGCUCUAAGGGCAUCCAGGGGGGAGACAUGGCAAAGAUGCGUCUGGCUAUGGAAGAGACGGGGUACCUGGGCCUGGAGCCGUCAGCAGAGGACGCACCGAUGAUUAGCAAAGUCAACAGAGUGAACUCUAGAGGCUUUGACGUCGACUCGGUUAAGAGCUGGAUAUCAUACUGUCGGGAUAAUCACUCGACGCGGUGCCAUGACCCGAUGGCCGUUGACCCUCCUGGUCUUCAUGUUCUUGAUUGCCGCACUCGCCAAGUUAUCUUUGCCCCUAUUGGAUGUCAAUACGUAUCGCUGUCUUAUGUAUGGGGAAAUUCAACACCGAAAUGCGCCAAACGGCAAUCGACCAAGGCUAGGUUUGAAAAGGUCAUCGAGGACAGCAUCGCUGUUACCUUGAUGAUGGGAAUGCGGUACCUUUGGGUUGAUAGGCUCUGCAUAGACCAGACCGACAGGAAAAAACAACGCCACCAGAUAAAUCAGAUGGAUCUGAUAUAUGCUAGGUCGACCUUGACAAUCAUCGCAGCCGCUGGAUACGGGCCGGAACGUGGGCUGCCUGGGGUAAACGGAACCUUUAGAAAUCCACAGAGGCAGAUAACGAUCCAGGAUGGCACAACCUUGAUCUCUACUUUGCCGAUGGGGAGGCAUCUGGUCCAGAAAUCCAAAUGGAACACCCGUGGAUGGACAUACCAGGAAGGAAUUCUUAGCACGAAGCGUCUCAUAUUCACCGACAGCCAGGUUCUCUUUGAGUGCAACGGGAUGCAUUGUUGCGAAGCGGUCUCCUUCGACCUCAGCCGUAUGCACAAUAAAACCAAGGAAAUGUUUGACAUGGACGCCUACAGACUAGGUGCAUUUGGAGCUAAGACCCCAGGCUCAAAUCCGCAGGAAUACAUGAAAUAUGUGUCUGACUUUUCCAAAAGGGAGCUCAGGUAUGCAAGAGAUACACUGGAUGCUAUCCAAGGCGUUUUAAAUACGUUUACGAGGGCUAGAAACCCGAUUCACAAUUUCUGGGGCAUCCCAAUAGUCAGCAGUGACGGGGACUUUUUCAGACGAACGGAUUUCGUUUUGCUGCCUACAAGCACGACUCGGUCGAGGUCAACCCGUUUUAUCAUCAACCUUCUCUGGGAACCAUCUCCUGCCUACCCUCAUGGCUUCACGCGGAAAAAGGGAUUUCCUAGCUGGUCAUGGACCGGAUGGUGUGGGAAGAUCAAAGAUCAUGUCUCACUGGGGAAUGUUGUGAACCAGGGAAUUUUCCUGGAUGCCCAUGUGUGGUUUUCGGAUAAGCGGAAUCACCAGUGUCAUUCCAUUGAAUGGAUCCCUCUACAGCCUGGAAAACACAUUCUCCAAGAUGUGUUCUCCUCAAACCUGCUCCUCGAGGCGAAUGUGAUUCCUCUUGAGAUUGUCAAAGUUGAAUUUUCCCAGGAGGAGAGAAACUCAUUGAGAGGAAUGGCGGUGUCGCACGCCAAGCCACCUGAAGGCGGAUUUUUCGUCAAGAUCGAUACAGGCUCAGGUGGUAUCGUUUUCUCUGAACUCCAAGGGCACGAUCGCCAGAGGGUAGAUUUUACCAAGAGCCAGGACUCAUAUAUAGCUAUCCACUCGUUCACAGAAGAGAUCAUGGGCGUCAACAGGAUGA
Molecule: messenger RNA, 1933 nt
Organism: Clonostachys solani
Lineage: Eukaryota; Fungi; Ascomycota; Sordariomycetes; Hypocreales; Bionectriaceae
Source: the annotation of a GenBank genome assembly